AUGCUUUCAAAGAACGACGAGAACCCGAUCUUGUAUAGCGACGUCGAUCAAGAGAAACUUCAAGCAAAAGCAUCGAAAUACCUCCUCAACUUUGGAACAAAAUUCAAUAAUGAUGUGAUCUGCGGCAGCAAGGGACUGUACGUAUACACAGCCUCAGGACACAAAGUGCUAGACUUCACAUCCGGACAAAUGUCCUGUCUCCUCGGCCACGGCCACCCCGAAAUCGUGAAGACGAUCACCGACCACGCAGCCUCCCUAGAUCACCUAUUCUCAGGCAUGGUCUCACCACCCGUGAUCAGCCUCGGCGAGCGGCUCUGCAAUCUCCUACCACCCGGCCUCGACAAAGCAUUUUUCCUAUCCACAGGUGGAGAGAGCAACGAAGCAGCGAUAAAACUAGCCAAAGUCUACACAGGAAAAUUCGAAAUCGUUGGACUAGGCGCUAGCUGGCAUGGGGUGACAGCCCAGGCACUAGGCGCACAGUAUCACUUCGGCCGAAAGGGCCAAGGACCCCUGAUGCCGGGGAUGCUGAUGCUCCCACCCCCAAACGCAUAUCGAUCGGUGUUUCGUCAUCCCGGUGGCUCGUACGACUGGGAAGCAGAGAUGGAAUAUGGCUGGCGUAUGAUCGACAUGCAAUCGUGCGGCUCGCUGGCAGCUUGCAUUGUGGAAUGCAUCCAGUCAUCAGCCGGUAUGCACGUCCUACCGCCCGGCUACCUUGCCGCUCUGAAGCGAGAGUGCGAAAAACGCAGAAUGCUCUUGAUCGUCGACGAAGCGCAGACUGGUGUUGGCCGAUGUGGCGAUCUCAUGGCGAUUAAUCAUGAGAACGUUGUUCCGGAUAUCCUCACGCUGAGCAAGACAUUGGGCAAUGGUCUCCCUCUCAGCGCGGUCGUUACGAGUGCUGAGAUCGAUCGUGUCUGCGCUGAGAGGGACUACUGCUUCUACACGACUCACGUGAAUGACCCGCUUCCGGCUGCUGUUGGGGAUAAAGUGCUUGAGAUUGUGGUGCGGGAUGGGUUAGUUGAGCACUCUCGUGCUAUGGGCGAGAUUCUCCACGGUCGGCUCAAUGCAUUGAAAGAGAAAUAUGGUUGUAUCGGGGAUGUGCGCGGGCGCGGACUUAUGGCUGGGAUUGAGAUUGUUGAGAAUCGCGAGACAAAGACCCCUGCCCUGGCUUUGGGUAAGGCGAUCGGAGACCGAGCUUAUGAAUUAGGCUUGUGGGCCAAUCUCAGUAGCCAUCCCAGCUUUGGGGGUGCCUUUCGCAUUGCACCGCCAAUUACUAUCACUGAGGACCAGCUGCUGAGUGGCUUGGGAAUAUUGGAAGAGGCGUUCGCCACUACUCCUGGGACUUUGCCUAUGGGCGAAGGUGUAUAG
This is a messenger RNA of Penicillium paradoxum, 1365 nucleotides long. Its product is annotated as aspartate aminotransferase family protein. The transcript has a single exon. The coding region runs from base 1 to 1365 and encodes 454 amino acids. The record is from RefSeq and is a predicted model, not a curated record. Gene Ontology annotation, molecular function: pyridoxal phosphate binding; transaminase activity. Gene Ontology annotation, cellular component: mitochondrion. Lineage: Eukaryota; Fungi; Ascomycota; Eurotiomycetes; Eurotiales; Aspergillaceae.